This is a messenger RNA of Cyphomyrmex costatus, 1284 nucleotides long. RefSeq names its product IQ domain-containing protein G. Gene Ontology annotation, cellular component: motile cilium; cytoplasm. The coding region runs from base 176 to 1216 and encodes 346 amino acids. NCBI's taxonomy places the organism in Eukaryota, Metazoa, Arthropoda, Insecta, Hymenoptera, Formicidae. The record is from RefSeq and is a predicted model, not a curated record. The transcript is spliced from 5 exons. Gene Ontology annotation, biological process: cilium organization. Gene Ontology annotation, molecular function: protein binding.
UUUGUAUACUUACGCUCUGCACAUUUCUAGCAGAUAUUCUAAUUGACGAAAAAAAAUAAGGAAUAAAAAUUAACAAUAAGUUAUUAGAUCUCAUCGAUCCUUUGCAAAAACAUCUUUAGAACUUCUUAAACUGCCUGAGGAUACACCGUCAUCAAAAAUAUCAAAAGAUAUCGGGAUGCAGAAUCCGAAAAUGCAAGUUCCGCCAUUCACGCCGCUAGAAGCAGCCGCUAUAUCCUGCGUUCUCGAGGAGUGUUUACACCAGCUCGCCGUAAUCGGAUUCAUGAUACCAACCAACGUCAACCCACGCUGGGAUGACUCGUUCAAAACAAUCGACGAGACAUAUGGAGUACCUGAUGAACCUAGAAUUAUCUUCAGAGAAGACAUGGGUCUGUUACCGAUUAUACCCACAGAAGCUGAAAAAUUACAGAGGGACAGGAACUAUGUGUGUGAAGUCUUAAAAAAAGUCCUUCAGGAAAUAAAAAACUAUAGAACAUUCGAUAGUCUGCAAAAAGAGGUUGAUAAUAUCGCGAAGAAACUUGAAGACGAACGUAAUCUUGAAAAAAGCGCCCAGAUGUGGCUCAGCCAAGCUGAACAAUUUCGAGAACAACUAGAAUCCGAUAAAAAAGCGAACGAGGAAGACAGAAAAAAAACGAUAAAACUCGCGCAGGAAAGCGACGUGCAAGUUGAUCACGUGACAUUCUUAAAUAGUGGAAAAUUGGGCUUUGCGGAAAAAUGGGCGAAAGCUAGAUUGGAGCAGCAGGAACUCAAACUGAAUCUGCAAAACAGAGAUAUGCUGAACAAACUAAGUGAAUAUUCAAAGGAGUAUAAUGCGGAGCAAUCUAUUUCGGCUGAAAUACAUACUUACUUAGAAGCAGACAUUAAAGAGAAAGAAGAGCAGAUAGAGAUGUGGACGAAAAAAUAUAAUGAGGAAAUUGUGGAACGGCAGCAGGAAGUCGAUGAAUUAAAGAAACUAAUAGAAGAACAAAAAUUAGAAAUAGAAGAAAUGCGCACUUUAAUAGACAAACGGCAGAAAUUUAUCGACGAAUGCAUCGCCGAGGAAAAUAGAUUAAAAGAAAACGAGAAGUUAUAUAAAGCCGCAACUGUUAUUCAAUCGACAUGGAGAGGUCACAUGGUAAGGCAACAAUUAGGAAAAUACAAAGGUCUGUGGAAACGAUUGAAAAAGCGGAAGAAAUUACGCCAAAAAAGAAAAGUCUGAUGUGAAUAGAGAAGAGAUAAAAAAUACAUCUAAAAAAAAAACCCCUUUUUUCAGUGUCUGAAUAAACG